This is a messenger RNA of Ostreobium quekettii, 2052 nucleotides long. NCBI's taxonomy places the organism in Eukaryota, Viridiplantae, Chlorophyta, Ulvophyceae, Bryopsidales, Ostreobiaceae. The record is from the annotation of a GenBank genome assembly.
AUGCGGGAGGGUAAGGAGAACCGCGGCGGAUUGCGAGCGGGCUGGCCCCGGCGGCGAAGUGAGAGCCUGGACGCGAAGGCCGCCUCGUUGGGGGCGGGCGAGAUUGGGGACAAUCUCAGGCGCGGUCGCGGCGAGGGCGACGGGGCGGGGCUGGUGGACUCGUCGCGCAUUGCGGUGCGGCGCUGCCACGAGGCCAUCCAGCUGACCGCCUCCAACUGCCAGAACAACCUGCGCAGCCUGGGCAGCAACCUGAUGUCCCACCCUGCCUUGGAGAGCGCCCAACGCCAGCUGGAGGCCGCGUCGUCCAGGCUGUCGGCGUCCUGGGGCGAGGCGCUACAGCAGAACGUGGGCCAGAAGCUGCGCAGGAACGCCGGCGUCCGCAAUGCCGGUUUUCAGACGGGAUUCCAGCAGCUGGGGGACGUGCUGCAGCAGAGUUUUCCAUGGGAGCGGGUGCAGCAGGCGGCGAGCAGGACCGGCGACAGGUUGAGGGAGCGGGCGGCGCAGCAGGACUUCGCGGCGCUGAGGAGCGGCCUGAGGAGGAACCUGCGGAUGGAGGCGGGGGCGGAGGAGGCCGUGCUGAGGGAGAUCGAGGCGCAGCCGCAGCAGCAGGUUCGACAGCGCAAGCGCAGCGGUGCCUCCAGCCUGCGUGAACCGGGGCGCAGAGUGGCCAUUGUGACGACGGCGUCGCUGCCCUGGCUCACCGGCACUGCCGUUAAUCCGCUGCUGCGAGCCGCGUACUUGGCCCGGGACUCGACCCGCAAGGUGACGCUUGUGGUGCCUUGGCUGUCCAAAUCAGACCAAGCCAAGGUCUUCCCAAGAGACAAGCUAUUCGAGUCACCGGAGGAUCAAGAAACGUACAUCAGGAACUGGACCAAGAAGCGCACGGGUCUUGAUGGGAAUUUCAAGAUCACAUUCUACCCAGGACGAUAUGCCCAAGAGAAGGGGAGUGUGUUGCCUGUUGGAGACGUGACAAGCUACGUCCCUGAUAAAGAGGCUGAUGUGGCCAUCUUGGAGGAGCCUGAGCAUCUGAACUGGUACCAUCAUGGUCAACGAUGGAACAGGAAAUUCAACCAUGUUGUUGGCAUCAUGCACACGAACUACAUUGAUUAUGCUCGCCGUGAGGAGAACGGUGAGGUGAAGGCGAGAAUCUUGCACAGGGUCAACCAGUGGGUGACCAGGAUCCACUGCGACCAGGUUGUGAAGCUGUCCGAUGCAGUGCAGCCUCUGCUGCGCGAAAAGACCAUGUUCGUUCACGGUGUAUCUCCUGCCUUCAUCAAAGUUGGCAAGAACAAGGCCCAGCAGGCCCUGGCAGCGACUGACCCUGGGGCGUCCGUCUUCCCCAAAGGCAUGUAUUUCCUUGGCAAGAUGGUGUGGGGCAAGGGCUACACUGAGCUCCUGGACCUCCUUGCCAGCCACAGCCAGAGGAGGGGCAAGAAUUUGCAUGUGGACGUGUUUGGCAGUGGCAUAGAUGUGCAGGCUGUGAUGGAGCAUGCGGAGCAGAACCACCUGGACGUGAUGUUCCAUCAAGGCAGGGACCAUGCCGACCCAGUGCUGCAGGAUUAUAAGGUGUUUGUCAAUCCUAGCCUGAGCGAUGUGGUGGCAACAACCACGGCUGAGGCGUUGGCCAUGGGCAAGUUUGUUGUGUGCGCUGACCACCCCGCGAACAAGUUCUUCUCACGGUUCCCCAACUGCCUGAUCUAUCGCAACCCUGAGGAAUUCUCCCAGCAAGUGGAGAAGGCGCUGAGUCAGAACCCAGUGCCGCUAUCAGAAGAAGACCAGAGGAACCUGACAUGGGAGGCUGCGACAGAGAGGCUCCUGGACGUCACUGAGAUGGGCCAGGGCGAUCAAGCACGUGGCGUGGAAGCGCUAGUGGACAACGUGUGCUGGGCCGCACACAAUUCCCUGACGAGCGUAGAGCCGCUGAGGAUCGUGGCUGGGGCAGGUGCAAACACACGGGACAACCCACAGAGAGUGGAGGACUUUGUGCCAUCGGAUUCGGCUGCCUUGGGCUUCUUUGACAACAAGAAGAGGGCUAAGCAGACGCAGCAGUGA